This is a messenger RNA of Triticum aestivum (bread wheat), 860 nucleotides long. Its product is annotated as 40S ribosomal protein S15. The transcript is spliced from 4 exons. The record is from RefSeq and is a predicted model, not a curated record. Gene Ontology annotation, cellular component: ribosome; cytosolic small ribosomal subunit. The coding region runs from base 196 to 660 and encodes 154 amino acids. Gene Ontology annotation, biological process: translation; ribosomal small subunit assembly. Gene Ontology annotation, molecular function: RNA binding; structural constituent of ribosome. Lineage: Eukaryota; Viridiplantae; Streptophyta; Magnoliopsida; Poales; Poaceae.
CGCCUAAUGGGCUGUCGGCCCAUGUUUGGGCGAUGCGUGAACCCCAAACAUUUACCAGCCUAGCCCAAAUGAAUCACCACGCCGAGCUAUAUAUAUAAGCUCCCACUCACAAACCUUCUUCAGAACCCUAGAAGCCGCAGCUUCCCAUUCCUCGCCGCCGCCGCCGCUCCGUACCCGCUCGAAGCCGACCCGACCAUGGCGGACGUCGACGUUGACACGGAGGUGGCCGCGGGCGCGCAGCCGAAGAAGAGGACGUUCCGCAAGUUCAGCUACCGUGGCGUGGAUCUCGAUGCCCUCCUCGACAUGUCCACUGACGACCUUGUCCAGAUGUUCCCCGCUCGCGCCCGCAGAAGGUUCAAGAGGGGUCUCAAGAGGAAGCCCAUGGCGCUCGUCAAGAAGCUGCGCAAGGCGAAAAAGGAUGCUCCUGCUGGUGAGAAGCCUGAGCCAGUGAGGACACAUCUCCGCAACAUGAUCAUUGUCCCUGAGAUGAUUGGCAGCCUUAUCGGUGUCUACAAUGGCAAGACCUUCAACCAGGUUGAGAUUAAGCCUGAGAUGAUUGGCCAUUACCUUGCAGAGUUCUCUAUCUCCUACAAGCCAGUGAAGCACGGUAGGCCCGGUAUCGGUGCCACACACUCUUCCCGGUUCAUCCCUCUUAAAUGAGUUGUGCCGCUUUCUACUUUGAAAGAAAUCAGUACGGACCAUCUGAUGGCAUGUCCAUCGAGCUGUCUCCCUUGUUUUGAACCAGUUAUAUAUCUAGUAUUUGGUUCUGUUUAGCUAUAUAAUUUCGUUAUGCACAAUGAGCUGUUCUAUCUAAAUGCUGUGAGAAUCUUAUUUCCGUUGUGAAGGUUCAUUUUGAUUCA